Molecule: messenger RNA, 2107 nt
Organism: Andrographis paniculata
Lineage: Eukaryota; Viridiplantae; Streptophyta; Magnoliopsida; Lamiales; Acanthaceae
Product: cold-responsive protein kinase 1-like
Exons: 8
Coding region: 41-1981 (646 amino acids)
Biological process (GO): protein phosphorylation
Molecular function (GO): ATP binding; protein kinase activity
Source: RefSeq, a predicted model, not a curated record
AUACAAUAUACAUUUACAUAUAUAUAUAUAUCCCUGAAAAAUGGAAGCGGCAAGGUGGCUGGCCGCGGCGGCGGUGGUCGCCGCCGUGUGGGUGGCGGCGAAAUCGGAGCCGCAGAUCAAUCUGCUGAACAGAGGAUGCAGCCAGUAUAACGCUACGAAUUCGAAGAACUUCUUCGAGAACCGGAACGCCACGUUUGCAGCCAUGGCGGCCCAGCUUUCGACCGGCGGAGGGAGACGGUUCGCCACCGCACAGCAGGCGAGGUCGUCGGACCCGGUUUACGGGAUGGCACAGUGCAGGAACUACCUGUCUGACGACGACUGCUUCGCUUGCUACACCGCCGCCGUCGCCGAGAUUCGCAGCUGCUCCGCCGCCAAUGGCGCUCGCGUUAUCUACGACGGCUGUUUUCUAAGGUACGAGAGCAACAAUUUUUAUAGUGAGACAACACAAAUCGGAAAUGAACAUAUUUGCAACAAUAUUACCGUGCCUCAAGAAGCAACAUUCAGAGAAAAGGGUCUUAUAUUGAUACAAAAUCUUGUAAAGGCGACUCCGAGGAUUAAUGGCUACUUCGCUGCAACUAAAAUGAUAGUUGAAAGUGGUUCAAACUCAACCAUUUAUGGGAUAGCACAAUGUGUUGAAACAAUAAGUCAAGAUGGCUGUCGAGAUUGCUUAGUUGUCGCGAUUGAGAACAUUGAGAGUUGCUUGCCCAAUACCGAUGGAAAAACUAUCGAUGCCGGCUGCUUUCUUCGAUAUUCAAAUCAUCAAUUUUUCCCGGAAAAUAGCACAAUGGAUAUCACACCUUACUUAGGAGAAGGGAAUUCAUGGAGGAAAAAAGCAAUUAUUGGGGGUGUUGUGGGAGGUGUAUGUCUUAUGCUAAUUUUAUCAGCUUUCUUCUUAUGGUAUAAAUUUUCAAGAAAGGCUAAGCCCACGUCUAAAAGAGAUAAUAUAUUGGGUGCAACCGAGUUACAAGGCCCAAAUAUUUAUAGUUACAAGGAUUUGAAAGUUGCAACAAAUAAUUUUAGUGAGGAAAACAAACUUGGAGAAGGAGGCUUUGGCGAUGUAUUUAAGGCCACACUUAAGAACGGGACAAUUGUUGCAGUUAAGAGACUCGAUAUAAGCUACAGUAGAGCAAAGAUAGACUUCGAGAGUGAAGUAAGGCUUGUCAGCAAUGUCCAUCAUCGCAACCUCGUACGCCUCUUAGGAUGUUGUAGCAAAGGAUCCCAACUACUUCUCGUUUACGAGUACAUGGCAAACGGAAGCCUUGAUAGAUUCCUAUAUGGCGAUAGAAGAGGGGAACUUACAUGGAAACAACGCUCCGACAUACUACUAGGCACGGCAAGAGGCCUAGCGUAUCUACACGAACAAUACCAUGUAUGCAUUAUACAUAGGGAUAUAAAGCCGAGCAAUAUUCUACUAGACGACGAUUUUCAUGCCAAAAUCGCCGAUUUUGGAUUGGCACGGCUUCUACCAGAGAACCAAAGCCAUGUUAGCACAAAGUUUGCCGGGACAUUGGGUUACACGGCGCCCGAAUAUGCAAUUCACGGGCAUUUAUCCGAGAAAGUUGACACCUAUAGCUUUGGCGUAGUCAUUCUCGAAAUCAUUAGUGGUCGGAGGAGCAGCGAUAGGAACUCUGAAAUCGAAACUGAAUAUUUACUCGAUGAGGCUUGGAAGUUGUACGAGAAUGGGGUGCAUCAACAGCUAGUAGACGAGACACUGAACAAGACCGAAUACGCUGCCGAGGAUGUAAAGAAAAUGGUGGAGAUAGCGCUGAUUUGCACACAAUCACCGCCUUCGUCGAGGCCAACAAUGUCUGAAAUCUUGGUGACACUUCUAAGUGCAAGAGGUAGCGAUGCUAUCCAAGUGAAUCCGCGACUACGACCUCCUUCGACCAAUGCUAGCCGGUUUAUCAGCGAGGCUGCAUCAUCUAACAAUUCGGCGCCCUUGCCCAACUCCACCUCCAUUACCCUCUUGUCGGGACGUUAAGUAACGUUACCUAAUUAAUUCGAAACUAGUCUUUACAUUUAAAUGAUCGACUACUCUACUUCUUCCUAAUUAUGAAUAAUGGAUUUAUUCAAAUAAUAUUGCAAGUGAAAAAUAUUGUUAAAUCAA